AUGAAGAAAUGGACUUUGGGUCUGGCCCUUCGGCCUUUGUUUUUCUCACUCUGUCUGCUGCAGCAAGUUGGUUCAAAUAUGUGUAGCAACAACAAUUAUGUGAUCAAUGUGAUGCUCAUGAAUUACUCGGACUUACCGUCAUCUACUGACAGUUUGAAAUUAGCUGCAAGUCAAGCCUUGAAAAAGGUACAAGAAGAAAUCCAGACAGAAGGACAAAAUAUUACAGUCAAUGCCACCUUCCACAAUUUCACAUCAUCAUUCUAUGUCUCACGAGGCUGUCGUACCAGCACCUGUGAAGGUUUGGAGCUCAUCAAAGAAAUUUAUGAUAACGACGCACUUGGCUGUGUCGUCAUAGGACCCGCUUGCACUUACGCCACCUACCAAAUGGUCUCAGCUGAAACAACACUGAGCCUGCCUCUGAUCUCUGUAGGGAGUUUUGGACUGUCAUGUGACUACAAAGUAAACCUAACCCGGCUUCUGACUCCAGCCAGGAAAGUGAUUGACUUCUUCUAUUAUUUCUGGACUGAAUCUGGGUUGCCAUUCAAAACCACAGCCUGGGAAUCUGUCUACAUUUACAAGAGGGACGAUAGCUUGGAGGCAUGCUUCUGGUACAUGAAUGCGCUAGAUGCUGGAAUAACACACUUCUCCGAAAAACUGAAGUUCAAAGACAUUUUAAGGACUUCGGAUCAGUUUAAAAAUAUUGUGAAAGAUCCAAACCGGAAAAGCAAUGUGAUCAUCAUGUGUGGCUCUCCAGAUGUCAUCGGCAAAGACCUAGGGAUGGAGAAAACUGAUGAAGAUAUUGUUAUCAUCCUGAUAGAUCUCUUCAAUAACACAUACUUCAGGGACAAUAUCUCAGCCCAUUACAUGCAGAAUGUGCUUGUUCUGACUCUGCCACCAGAUAAUUACAGCUUGAAUACCAUGAAGACUGUGGAUGCCCCGCUGAUGGAAGAUGACUUUGUCAUUGGCUAUUUUAAUGCAGUCUUGCUGUUUGGACAUAUACUGAAGAAAUUUAUCGUAUCCCAGAAUCCUGUAUCACAUCUCAGUUUCAUCAAUGCAUCUCGAAAUAUCACUUUUGAAGGUGUACUGGGUCCUGUGACUCUAGAUGAAUUUGGAGACAUUGAUAGAAAUUUGACCCUGAUGUACACAUCACAGACUGAAAAUCAUUACAAACCUCUUCUGUAUUUCAACACUCAAAAGAAUGAGACACACGCGGUGACUACCAGUCCGGAUUUUGUAUGGAAGAACAACAAGCUGCCCAGUGAUACUCCAGACACUGGCCCACACAUCUUGACUAUUGCUGUCUUUACACUCACGGGAAUUGUGAUUCUGGUUCUGAUCAUCUCUUUGCUGAUUCUAAGGAAGUACAGGAGAGAUAAUGAGCGCCGGUGGAAGAAAUGGUCCCAUAUACCGCCUGAGGAAAUCUUGCCUCUGGAGACCAGUGAGACGAGUCAUGUUAGUUUGAAGAUCGAUGAAGAUAAGAGACGUGACACCACCCAGAGACUGCGCCAAGGCAAAUAUGACAAGAAGGUGGUGAUCCUAAAAGAUCUCAAAAACAGUGACGGUAAUUUCUCAGAGAAGCAAAAAAUAGAACUGAACAAGCUUCUACAGAUUGACUAUUACAACCUGACCAAGUUCUAUGGCACUGUGAAGAUAGACGCCAUGAUUUUUGGGGUGAUUGAGUACUGCGAAAGAGGUUCUCUGCGGGAUGUUUUAAAUGAUAAAAUCUCCUACCCUGAUGGCACAUUCAUGGACUGGGAAUUUAAAAUCUCUGUCAUGUACGAUAUUGCCAAGGGGAUGUCUUACCUCCACUCAAGCAAAACUGAAGUCCAUGGUCGACUCAAAUCCACAAACUGUGUAGUAGACAAUCGCAUGGUAGUGAAGAUCACUGAUUUUGGCUGUAAUUCAAUUCUGCCUCCAAGGAAAGACCUGUGGACAGCUCCCGAGCAUCUCCGGAACGCUGAUGUCUCUCAGAAGGGUGACGUGUACAGCUAUGGAAUCAUUGCCCAAGAAAUCAUCCUACGCAGGGAGACCUUCUACACCGGAGACUGCUGGGACAACAAAGAGAAACUUUUCAGAGUUGAGAACAGCAAAGGAGUGAAGCCUUUCCGACCAGACUUGUCCUUGGAAGCAGUGGGAGAAAAACAGAUGGAAGUGUAUACACUAGUGAAGAGCUGCUGGGAGGAAGAUCCAGAGAAAAGGCCUGACUUUAAGAAAAUUGAAAGUACUCUGGCCAAAAUAUUCAGUAACUACCAUGGCCAGACCAAUGAAAGCUACAUGGACACCCUGAUCCGGCGUCUACAGCUGUAUUCCCGGAACCUGGAGCACCUGGUGGAGGAAAGGACAGAGCUAUACAAAGCAGAGCGAGACAGAGCAGACAGGCUUAAUUUCAUGUUACUUCCAAGGUAG
Molecule: messenger RNA, 2406 nt
Organism: Apaloderma vittatum (bar-tailed trogon)
Lineage: Eukaryota; Metazoa; Chordata; Aves; Trogoniformes; Trogonidae
Gene: GUCY2C
Product: guanylate cyclase 2C (heat stable enterotoxin receptor)
Exons: 21
Coding region: 1-2406 (801 amino acids)
Biological process (GO): cGMP biosynthetic process; protein phosphorylation; receptor guanylyl cyclase signaling pathway
Molecular function (GO): ATP binding; guanylate cyclase activity; peptide receptor activity
Source: RefSeq, a predicted model, not a curated record